UUUCUUUCCCAUUGAAGUCAUACAAGCUAGGACCCAAAAUGGCGGUCCAUGGAGAACCAGUUUCCUUCUCAAUUUGGAGCAAGGGGGCUGGUCUAAAACUGCAUCACAGCUGAUCUGGAGAGGCUUUCCCCCCCUCAAGUUGUUUUUUUGCAGACAGCAGCUUUGCAGACAAUCACAGAGGGGAACCUCUCUUGUUUUUUUGCUCACCUUUCCGCCCCCUAUUUAUAUAUUUUUAUUGUAUUUAUCUUUUACCAAACUCCCUUUCAAACAAAUCCACUUCCAAAAGUUGAACUUUAAAACCGCAAUAAUGCCACUACUUUUCUGCACGUUUUCACUGGAGUGCCAUCGUUUUUGUGUCAACCACGGAUCUUGUUGUCCGGGUCUGACCCGCUUUUAGCAUCUUUGUCCUUUUUUUUUUUCUAUCUCUCUCGCGGAAGAUGUUUUCGUCAGCAGCAGGGGAGGACUUGUUUACCUCCGCGGAGGAGUCCUCCGGACGCGCAAUCUCCCCGUCCGUGGAGCUCAGUUUGACCAUCGUCUACACCGUCCUCUACUCUUUCCUCUUCGUUUUCGUCUACCUGCAGCUCUGGCUCAUUUUGCACUACGGACACAAGCGCUUCAGCUUCCAGAGCGUGUUUUUGUUCCUGUGUCUGCUGUGGGCUGCGCUGCGGACGACCCUCUUCUCUUUCUACUUUAAAAAUGUGGUGCAGGCCAACCAGCUGCAGCCUCUGGCCUUCUGGCUGCUGUACUGCUGCCCCGUCUGCCUGCAGUUCUUCACGCUCUGCCUGCUCAACCUUUACUUCACACAGGUGAUGUUCAAAGCUAAAGCCAAGUAUUCACCGGAGCUCUCCAAAUACAAGGUUCCACUGCGUUUGCUGUUCUUGUGUCUCAGUAUUUUCUUCCUGGUGGUGAACCUCACAUGCGCAAUGUUAGUGCAAGGAGCUCUUGAGCACUCCAAGCCGCCAAGCGAUGGAGGAAUCAAGCAUGCGGUCUUAGCGCGGGUCCUGAUCAACGACAGUCUGUUCGUCUUGUGUGCCAUAUCCCUGGCCGUGUGUAUCUUCAAGAUCGCGAAGAUGUCUUCUGCCAACGUUUACCUUGAGUCUAAGGGUACAUCCUUGUGCCAAGCAACAGCCAUUGGAGCCAUGGUGAUCCUCCUUUACACAUCCAGAGCCUGUUACAACCUCGUGGUGGUGGCCCUGUCGCCCCAGGACAGACCCAGUCCCUUCAAUUAUGGCUGGUACAGCAUUUCCGAUCAGGCUGCAGUACAAGAGGUCAGCGGCGAGGCCUACAUCAUUUUUGGGGUCAUUUUGUUUUUCUGGGAGCUGCUGCCGACUAGCCUGGUGGUGGUUUUCUUCAGGGUCCAGAGACCCCAUCAAAACCUGGCUCAGGGGGGAAUGAUCAGCAGCCACAGUUUCAGCUCCAGGGCCUAUUUCUUUGAUAACCCCAGGCGGUACGAUAGUGACGACGACCUGUCCAAAAGCAUCAAUGCGAGGAGCGAUCGCGCCAGUCUCUUCUCCACCACACCCCAGCUGUCAACAUCCAGUUGGUACGGCUCCAUCCAGCGCAAUGGGACUUUAGCAGCCGGGGGGGCGUCUGCCCAGCAGCCCCUGCCCUCAACAGCCCCCCUCCUCUUCGCAAAUGGAAACAUCCAGAAUCCACAUCAUCAUCAUCAUCACAACUAUUACUCCACCCCGCAGAACAACAACAACCACCACCAUCCGCACAAUAACUACUAUUCCACGCCUCAGAAUUAUUACUGUGCAUCGCAUAUGUACUUCUGCACCCCCCAGAAUUAAGGGGCACCCAUAAGGAAAACUGGACGGGGCUGAAUAGUGUGUUUGUCACGCAAGUCAUCGAUUUUUGGUGCUUUUAGAAUGAAUUUCGCAACAAAAAAAAGAACAUUUCAAGGAUCUCUUAAAUUUAUGAUCAGCGAUCUAAAUACCUUUUAUGCCAACGGCUCUGACCAAACAUCACGAUCUAAACGUUAGUCGGAUUAAAAUAAACGUAAGCGUACAGCAGCCAGCUCGUCCAGCUAAGAAGCCUAACAUCUUUAAGGCGUUAUGUUAGUAACGUGACACCCGACAAUAUCAUGAAAGGUCAAAACUUUUAACCCUUUACCACCAGAGCUUUAGCUCCAGUGUUGCCAUUCUUUGGACAACUGUAACUCUUCAAGCUCCUACUUAUGUAACGUAAUUGUUGAAGAGUUGCGGUUUGCCAAAGAAUGUGUUAUUUCGGUGUCGCCGGUGUCAUCUCCAGUGUUAGUGUUAAAAACGUCACAAGGUGCUAGCUAGCUAGUGGGACAUUCAGGUUCACUAUGGCUAUGUCCGAACUCCUUCACUACUUAGAGCACUAUGUAGUGCGUUCGGCCAAAUCGAGUGCCCUAGCAAUUUCCCAGAUUUCUCCUUGAAAAACUAGUGCGCAUUGAUACUGACUAGAUUGGGGUAUAUAGACCGCAAUUCAUUGCGUUUGUAACAUUUUUGCCAAACAAACAAAAAAAAGUAUUUUAUUAAUAAACUAUCAACAUUUCCACUAUCAGAACACAGUGGAUUAAUAAACGCUUGUCGCAACAUUUAUUAGUUCUUUACUUUGUGAAAUUGUCAACGUCAUAUUUGCAUAUAAAAUAAUGUUGUGAGCAUGAUGUUUGAAUUUCUUUUAAGAUCUAGGGCAUUAGAUAGUUCCACACUAUAAUUUUUUAGUAGUUGGGCAGUAGGGUGGAAUUUUGGACAUAGCCUAAUUGAAGCUAGCUAGGGGUUUGUAAUGUAGCUAACAGUUCCUCCAAUUUUUUAGCUGCUGGAGACGACUCAUAAUUAAUUUUGGCUAAAGUUGUACAUUUUGGUGCCAUUUAAACUGUGAGAACCCAGCAAAGGCGUCUCGUGUCGCCUGAUUGCAUCUUUUAGCAAUGCUAAAUGUUAAGCUAAGUCACAAAAUAACGGCAAACAAUAAGAAAAUGAAAUCAAAACCCAUAUGUAGGGUAGUUGACUGCAGGUGAGAACUGGACUGAGUGACCCUUCCCCCUCACAUUCUAAAUAGGAAGUACCUACUGGCUCCAAGAAGCUAACAUAUUCUAGUUCAUCAUAGUUUUUUUUUUCCUGAAGUGAAAGUUAUUUACGUUAUAAACCGACCAAUCAGAUGCCUCUAUGAAAGCAUGCGAUCUCAUGUUGAAUGUUUGAGACAUCGGAUUGACAGUUUUAAUGUAACCCACUUUAAAGUGGCAGGGGUGUGGCCAUACAACAAGCUCACUCCUGAUUGGUUAGAGGGGUUGCCACAAAAAAGGAAUACUCAGUCCAACUCGAUCGCUGUAAACUGAUAAUCUAUGGUUCCAACAUGGAGACGACUGAGUUGACUUCGUGUGGUUGGUGCCAGAAGUAAGCCACUUUCUACUGGUGAUGUCACAGUUCUCAUUUCCAGUCAAUGGUAGGGUCUGUGUGUCAUUGGUCAUAAAUCGAUGACUCAGGCUUUGUUUCAGUCACUAAAGCAGGAUGGCAACAAAACCUUCUUUCUACAUAAACAUGAAGAAAAAUAUCCGAUUUAUGUUAGAUUUAGAUUGGGUCUGUGACACUAAGAUCCUGAAUCAGUUACUUCAGUCAGCAAUGAAUGUGACUCAGCUCUCGGUUCGGAUGGGACGGGUCAUCGAAGCUGAUUUGUGACCAAAAAAAAAAAAUUUCAAUAUCAUCUCGUCUGAUGUUUUGUGAGCUGUGACACAAAGAUUUUGCACUUGGACGAUGAUCACCUUAAGAGGAAGAAAAAAGGUUUUGAAUGUAGUUUUUUUAUUCUUUGUUUAACUUUAGUAAUCCUCUAUUUUAUUGUUUAUCCUGAGAGAAGGAAAAGGUCAAUGUGCCAUCACAUUUAUCAUAUCAAAUAUUUGCAUUCCUUUAUAUUUGCACAAGAAAUGAUCAGAUGGUGUCUGUUUUUAAUCGUUGCCAUGUCGAUCUGUUUCUAAUGAGUAUUGUGUGGAGUUUUUUAGGCUGUGUGCUGUCAUAGAUAUUUUCAAAUUUAGCGUGCUUUUAUACGUAACUUUUAUUUUACAUUGAUUUUUACUAACAUAUAUUAUGGUGUGUUAUUUUUUUCCGUCACCUUAGUGACCCCUAGAGCUUCACGGAUUGCAUCAUGUCAGCAAUACGUCGUCCGUGACUCGCACCUCAGACCAAAUUCUCAAGCUACGUUCACACCGGGCAUGUGUGGUGCGUUCAGGAACCCGGGUUUUUAGGAACCCGGGUUUUUAAACGCGGUGGCGUUCACACAGAUAACCGACACUAGCGCAUGUCCGCCACCUACAGUUGGAAGACGCUUAGUGCAAAAUGUCGUCGUGGUGUAAAUCUUGCAAAUCUUGCUCCAAACUUUUCCGAUAUUUGAAAGAUUCCUCAUAUAAUUCUGGCUGGUUACAAUCAGCAAAUAUCAAUUUCUCCCACAUGAUCAAUUUGUUAGCAGUUCUGUGAAAUGAAACUAUCUAUAUCAGUGUUUUUCAACCUAAUUUGAGCCACGGCACACCUUGACAAAAAUCCCGCGGCACACCAGCAUCCCAAAAAAAAAAAAAAAAAAA
Oryzias latipes (Japanese medaka) is the source of this 4537-nucleotide messenger RNA. RefSeq names its product G protein-coupled receptor 137c (gene gpr137c). Gene Ontology annotation, cellular component: lysosomal membrane. Gene Ontology annotation, biological process: positive regulation of TORC1 signaling. The record is from RefSeq and is a predicted model, not a curated record. NCBI's taxonomy places the organism in Eukaryota, Metazoa, Chordata, Actinopteri, Beloniformes, Adrianichthyidae.